Messenger RNA from Sciurus carolinensis (gray squirrel), 342 nucleotides. It is a transcript of the gene Tcl1a, whose product is annotated as TCL1 family AKT coactivator A. The coding region runs from base 1 to 342 and encodes 113 amino acids. The record is from RefSeq and is a predicted model, not a curated record. NCBI's taxonomy places the organism in Eukaryota, Metazoa, Chordata, Mammalia, Rodentia, Sciuridae. Gene Ontology annotation, biological process: positive regulation of peptidyl-serine phosphorylation. The transcript is spliced from 3 exons. Gene Ontology annotation, molecular function: protein serine/threonine kinase activator activity.
AUGGGCGAGCUCCCGUUCUUCUGCGCGGAGAACGCCGUGGACCCCGACCGCCUGUGGAUCUGGGAGAAGGCCGUGUAUGUGGACGAGAACCGGCGCACCUGGCUGCCCAUCAUCAUCAAGACAGAGAAUAACUUCCAGGUGCUCAUGCGCCAGGAAGACGUCACCUUGGGGGAGGCCCUGAGCCCCACUCAGCUGAUGCCAUGCCCACUGCCUCUGAUGUGGCAGCUGUACCCUGGACGAAGAUACCGAGGCUCAGACUCCAGUAUCUGGCGUGUUGUGUACCACAUCGAGCUCCGCGGCAUGGAGGACAUGCUUCUGGAGCAGCUGCCACCCCUGGAGUGA